Messenger RNA from Perkinsus marinus ATCC 50983, 921 nucleotides. Its product is annotated as 60S ribosomal protein L7, putative. Lineage: Eukaryota; Perkinsozoa; Perkinsida; Perkinsidae. The transcript has 4 exons. Gene Ontology annotation, cellular component: cytosolic large ribosomal subunit. Gene Ontology annotation, biological process: maturation of LSU-rRNA from tricistronic rRNA transcript (SSU-rRNA, 5.8S rRNA, LSU-rRNA). The record is from RefSeq and is a predicted model, not a curated record. Gene Ontology annotation, molecular function: RNA binding; structural constituent of ribosome. Bases 1 to 810 code for a protein of 269 amino acids.
AUGUCGUUGACCCCGAAGGAUAAAUUGUAUCCCUACUCCCAAGAGAUGGCUGACCGAUACCUUCUUGCUUCCAACCUCCCUGCUGAGAGCACCCGCGUCCCCGAGCGCAGUGCCAAGAAGUUCCAGGCCCAGGCUGAGCUCAAGGAGCAAAAGCUUGCCGCCAUUGCUGCUAACAAGAAGACCAACCGUGCCUCCAGGAACGCUUUGAAGCUCCGCGCUUUGAAGUACCAGAAGGAGUACAAGUCUGAGGAGCGUCGCCUCAUUGGCCUCCGCCGUGAAGCUAAGAAGUUCGGCAACUACUUCGUUGAGCCCGAGGAGAAACUUGUUUUCGUUGUCCGUCUUGCCGGUAUCAACAAGCUCGCUCCCAAGCCCCGCAAGAUUCUGCAACUCUUGCGUCUUCGCCAGUUGAACAACGGCGUUUUCGUCAAGGUCAACGGACCUAUGAUGCAGAUGCUCCGUACCGUUGCUCCCUAUGUUGCCUUCGGUUACCCCAGUGUUUCCACUGUCCGUGAGCUCAUCUACAAGAGAGGUUAUGGCAAGAUCAACAAGUCUCGCAUCCCUUUGAAUGACAACAAGCUCAUCGAUGAGAAGCUCGGCCAGUUCGGCAUCCACGGUAUGGAGGAUCUCAUCCACGAGAUCUACACUGUUGGACCUCACUUCAAGGAGGCCAACAACUUCCUCUGGCCCUUCAAGCUCUCUUCCCCUAAGGGUGGCUUCAUCCGCAAGCGUCACGGCUUCAACGAGCUCCGCGGCGGUGACUGGGGCAAUCGUGAGCAGUUCAUGAACAAUCUCAUCAAGAGGAUGAACUAAGCAUCUAACCAUUCGCGAUCAGCUAUGGUGUUUUCGUGGUCUGCUUAUCGCGAUGCCCCGUAGCUAGAUGUGGAGGUUUCUACUAGAGGCUUCUCGAGUAGCCGCUUGGGA